AUGAAAUACACAUCAUGCUGUUUGUGGAAUGUUCGCAUGACAUGUGGGCCACGCCUUGAUAGAGAUUCUUUAUUUACUUCCAAUGAACUUCAUUUUCACAUGAACGCUGUGUUUGGUUGCAUAAUUUCUGACUAUAUAUUAAUCAAAUCACGGUGGCAUAGCUUCAAUGAGAAUGCUGCACUUUGUCCUAAUCAUCACUAUUAUUUAUGUGACGGCUAUACUCCAGCUUGGUAUUGUACAUAUAAGCAUUGCUAUAGUAGACAAGGACUAAUACACAUGGGCGCAAGAGCUGCGUUGCUCAUAGGAGAUGUUCCUAUUCUUGGAUACAUAUGCAGUUGGCAUAGAGAUAUUUUUGAGAAACUGAUGUUAACGAAGAAUUUACAACCUAUUCUAAUUCCUCAAUAUGGAUUGCCCGCCAUAUGGGAUUGCGUCGAAAAGGUACAACCUAUCAAGAGCGAAGCAUUAUUGUCUGAUAACUCCUCAAAUAUCGUUAAGAAUCAACAGAGAUAUGAUGAUCGUCCUUCCUACGAAAUGCCAACCAAAACUUAUACUGAUCAUUCGAAUUAUCCAUCAGUUGAUAACGGUAUCAAUACAAGCAAGAUACAUCUAACGCUACGUACACAACAAAAUGGUAAUUCGACUGAACAUGAUUCCGUAAGUAAAUUGAGCAGGCACGUUUUAGUGUAGUUUUGCCAUUGAAUUGAUAUACCCAGUUAUACAAAUCAUUCACAUUACUCAGUUACAAAAAGUCUUUAAAUUUCCAUCAUCUAAAAAAUACUAGUUAGACCAAGGGGGAAACGGCGGAUUCCGGAUUCCCAAGAUUCCCGGGAUUCCCGGAAUCCCAUGGAUUCUUGGAACUUUUAUAAUAACGAAUGACAUUCCAGAAAUUCGUAUUUAACCUCUAUGAUCUUCACUCUAGUCUCGAAAAUCUCAUAGAGCUCAGUGCUAAGGCUUCACUGCUUUAUCAAAUGACUA
Messenger RNA from Rotaria socialis, 975 nucleotides. NCBI's taxonomy places the organism in Eukaryota, Metazoa, Rotifera, Eurotatoria, Philodinida, Philodinidae. The record is from the annotation of a GenBank genome assembly.